Otolemur garnettii (small-eared galago) is the source of this 2319-nucleotide messenger RNA. It is a transcript of the gene LFNG, whose product is annotated as LFNG O-fucosylpeptide 3-beta-N-acetylglucosaminyltransferase. Lineage: Eukaryota; Metazoa; Chordata; Mammalia; Primates; Galagidae. The coding region runs from base 12 to 1151 and encodes 379 amino acids. Gene Ontology annotation, molecular function: O-fucosylpeptide 3-beta-N-acetylglucosaminyltransferase activity. Gene Ontology annotation, cellular component: Golgi membrane. Gene Ontology annotation, biological process: pattern specification process; regulation of Notch signaling pathway. The transcript is spliced from 8 exons. The record is from RefSeq and is a predicted model, not a curated record.
GUCUCCCCACCAUGCUCAACCGUUGCGGCCGGCGUCUGUUGCUGGCGCUGGCGGGCGCGUUGCUUGCCUGUCUGCUGGUGCUCACCGCCGACCCGCCUCCGCCCCCGCUGCGGGCUGAUCGCGGCCGGCGUGCGCUACGAAGCCUGGCUGGCCCCUCCGGAGCCGCCCCGGCCCCGGGGCUGGGGGCGGCGGGGGCGGCGCAAGGAGCGUUGGCCCGCGAGGUGCACAGCCUGUCCCAGUACUUCAGCCUGCUGACCCGCGCGCGCAGAGACGCAGGCCCGCCGCCCGGGGGCGCCUCUCGUUCCGUUGACGGCCACCCUCGGCCCCUGGCCGAGCCUCUCGCGCCCCGGGACGUCUUCAUCGCAGUCAAGACCACCAAAAAGUUUCAUCGCGCGCGCCUCGACUUGUUGCUGGAGACCUGGAUCUCGCGCCACAAGGAAAUGACAUUCAUCUUCACGGACGGGGAGGAUGAAGCCCUGGCUAGGCACACGGGCAAUGUGGUCAACACCAACUGCUCAGCUGCCCAUAGCCGCCAGGCCUUGUCCUGCAAGAUGGCCGUGGAGUACGACCACUUCAUCGAAUCAGGGAGGAAGUGGUUCUGCCAUGUGGACGAUGACAACUAUGUCAACCUUCGUGCUCUGCUGCGGCUGCUGGCCAGCUACCCACAUACACAGGACAUUUACAUUGGCAAACCCAGCCUGGAUAGGCCCAUCCAGGCCACAGAGCGGGUCAGCGAGAACAAGGUGCGUCCUGUCCACUUCUGGUUUGCCACGGGUGGUGCUGGCUUCUGCAUCAGCCGUGGGCUGGCCCUGAAGAUGAGCCCAUGGGCCAGUGGGGGCCACUUCAUGAGCACUGCUGAGCGGAUCCGGCUCCCUGAUGACUGCACCAUCGGUUACAUCGUGGAGGCCCUGCUGGGCGUGCCUCUCAUCCGAAGUGGCCUCUUCCACUCCCACCUGGAGAACCUGCAGCAGGUGCCUGCCUCUAAACUUCAUGAGCAGGUAACCCUGAGCUAUGGCAUGUUUGAGAAUAAGCGAAAUGCUGUCCACAUGACAGGGCCCUUCUCAGUGGAGGCUGACCCAUCCAGGUUCCGCUCCAUUCACUGCCAUCUGUACCCGGACACACCCUGGUGUCCCCGCACUGCCAUCUUCUAGCAGCCAUAGUUGAGACCCUAUCCCUGGGUGCCCCUGGUAUCCAAAGGGCCCAGGGACCCUGUUGUGUUGCCCUGGCCUUGGCAUUCGAGGCUCUCCCAGGGCUGUGCCUGCACGCACAUGUGUGUGUGUAUGUGUGUGUGUGUGUUGUGUGCCCGCCUAUGCAGCAGACUGCUGGGCAGCUCUGCUCUGUGGAGGCUGGCAGAAGUGCCACUUGUCUGGCUCCCUGUGCUCCAAGGGUCUAUGGACUUCAGGGCUUGCACCUCAGAAGGAUUUGUAUGUUGGAAGUCACUCUGAGGGUAGUUGCAUUAUUAUUUUUGGAUCUUACUCUGCUCAGGGUGCUGGGCUAUGCUGCGGGGAGGUGUAGGAGUCUUUCUCUUCCUGCUGAGCACAGCGCUGUAGUGGAGUAACCCUCCCUGGAAUCCUGGAGCCCUUAGUACAGCCAAGCCAUGUUCAGUGCAAGGGAAGCUGGUUUUAGGAGUGAGUGGCCCUAGCCCCUUUCCCCUACUAAGCUCUGGCCAGGGCACUGUGGCUCAGAAAAACAGCAACCACUGCCUGGUUCCUGGGGCCCCGUGAAGUACCCCAGUGGGUGACCAAUGGCUCCCUUCUCACUGUUCCUGGGUGGGGGGUCUUCCCCAAGCUCUCAGAGGUCUUCCCUUUGUCUCCCCAGUUUUGGGUGAGUCAGAGCUGAGCUUUUUAUCUCCUCUCCAAAGUAGAGAGAAAGUCGCCCACAGUGGGCGUGUCUGUAAAUAUUGUGACAGUAUUUUUUUACUGUGCCAUUUUUGAAAAGGGGUGAGUAAAAAGUAGCGUGUUUUUGUCUUGUGUUUUCAGGGGGUGGGAGAGGGUCUUAUAUUAUGUUUUCUGUGGAUCAGAAAAAGCAGAAGCCAAACUUGGGAUCAUCUUUGUUUUUAAAGCUGAAAUGGACAUGUGUGAUGCUCUGUGUAUUUAUGUGUUCCAGUAUCUGGAAUCUCCUGUCCUGCCUCCUCUGUAGCUGCCAUUUCCCACCGGGCCCAGCUCGGUUCACCUGUCCCAUGGGGGUGUGUUUUGUUUUCUGUUUUUCUCUUUGCAAAGACAUAGCUAGGAAAGCAAAUGAUAAGGGAAAGUUCUCAGGGAAUUGAAGUGUUGUUGCUAUGGUGACGUCCUUUGCUGUGAAUAAAGGUGCUCUUUACAG